Molecule: messenger RNA, 17814 nt
Organism: Paramuricea clavata
Lineage: Eukaryota; Metazoa; Cnidaria; Anthozoa; Malacalcyonacea; Plexauridae
Source: the annotation of a GenBank genome assembly
UUAGGCCUAAUUCAUGCAAACCAUGGGGACAAAAUUAUUGACUAUAUUCUACAGCAACUGAAGAGUGCGACAAGUGAUGUAAGUAUAUAUCGGAGUAUUAAAAUUUAUUUGAUUUUUUUUAUCGGUUUGGCCAAAGAACAACCCCAAUAUGUGCCAUGCCUGAAGAAAACAAAUAUGCACUAGGUGAACAUUAAUUUUAUUGUGGACAGCGGAGUGCCGCAGGCGUGUUAUGCAGUAGGUCGCUGGCACAUUCCCAGAGAUCACUGAAAACUGGAAUCUCAUGGCACGUGUUUUGGGCGGAACAUUUCAUAGAAUUUUGAAUACUUUAAAACAUUAGCACAAGACAGCAGAAUUCAGAAGUCGAGAAAACCAUCGUCUCGGCUCUGCAAACAUAGAAGGCUUUUCUGCUGUAAUGAUCAAUCAAUUCAAUUCUCGUAAGUUCGAUUCUCGUAGGUUCGAUUCUCGUAGGUUCGAUUGUCGUAGGUUCGAUUCUCGCUGUGCACUCUGGCAUUUACGAAAAGAGUCCGUCAACGCUCGAUAUAAUACCGAAAGUCAUGGGUUUUCUUUGAGUACUCCGGUUUCCACUCGCAGGCAAUGUAUGUUGACAGGGUUGGUUGGGAUGAGCCCCAAACUAAGCAUUCAACCGUAGGGCAUGAGUCAUAAUGUGUUUAUAGCUGCGUCUUUGUAAUUCAGCUUAACUCUCAGCCGGAAGUUGGAAUGAUUAGCAGUCCCCUCUUACUACUAAAUCUUUUCUAGAUGGUUCGUCAUGGAGGUUGUCUUGGAUUAGGUCUUGCUGCUAUGGGUACAGCCAGAGAAGGUAAUGUUCACAUGCUAACAUAUUUGUGUGGAAAUGAAUGUUCGCAAAAUGGUUCUCAGCUCGCAAAACGAGCCCAAAGGGCGAUUUUUUUAUUUCGAAUUCUUCCAAACUACCACAAGUGUUUCUAGAAAUUUUAGAAAAAAAUUUCCCGUGUUUCCAUGCAGUUAUAGGAACACGCUUCUUGACCAACCAACGCUCACAUACUAUAAAUGUUAUAUUAUAAAGGAAGUUAUAAACUCUGUUUUAUGUUAUAUAGAUAUUUAUAAUCAAUUGAAGGACAAUCUGUAUCAUGAUGAUGCCGUCACAGGUAUAAUAUUCAUUAGGGACGUUUGGAAUUUAGGUUUUUACUGUCAACCCCAAACCGCAUGGAAACACGUAACUAUGCCUGGAGGUUACGUUUUCCGUAGAUUUUACACGUUUUCGACAGCUGGAGCGAUUUUCCCCCUAAGUCAUUUCCCUCGGUGUUUUCUUUCUUUUGUUCUACUUUAAUUAAAUCUUUAUGUCCAAGUUACAUUUGGCUAUUAAGUGUUACGGCUUGUAUACGCCGAAAUUCGAUGCUACUCGUGCAAAAAGUUACGGAGCAUCGAAAACUAUAUCCAAAAUAUGCGUUAAACGACAAACUGCUAACCGCUAACGUCGAACGGAAAAUGUAUAAAGAUCUUUAGGACUCGUUGUUGUUUUUCUUAUUGCAUGACUUACUGGUUUUAUAUUUUGUUUAUUUUUUUUGUAACCAAUGGAUUUUCCUCAGUUCAAAUAAUAAAUGAACGUAGUUGUUCCAUAAAUAUUGUGUUUAUCUAAUUCUAUUUAAUACGUAAUCCUUUAAGGAAAUUAUUACAGUACUUAUAUCUCAUUUGUGUCGGUUUUCUUUGAUCGUCCGAGGUUUAUAACUAGCUAAUAAACCUUGAAUAAAUAAUUACAUCAAACCUUUCGACAAAACGCGAGAAUUUUUCAUCAAAAGUUUUUGAAAAUGACAAAAUAUGUUAGAAAACCUCCACAAAUGAGAUAUAAGUUAGUUAUAAACCUCGAAAGUCGGUUUAUAACUCUAACUUAACCGAGGGAAUUGUCCUUAGUUCUUGGGUGGGUCAAAGUCUUCAUGACAUCAGAGGUUGGGUGAGGGAAUAAUUAUUUUAUGCUGAGGUGAUGGGUGUUCACCCAAUUUCUCCUAUCCUAUAUAGUUUCAACAUUUAUCCUUCUAAGAUACUGUAGCUGUACAGUGACUUAUUGAAACUAAAAUACUUUAUUAUAGGUGAAGCUGCAGGGUUAUCCAUGGGUUUGGUCAUGUUAGGCUCGUUUUCUUCAACUGCUAUUGACGAUAUGGUUGCUGUAAGUAUGCAUUGUGCUUCAGAGCCUGAAAUAACGAUCGGUCAUCGGACAUUUUCCAACCAAAGUGAAGUUUGUCCCACCAAAUGCUAAAUUGAUUGCUAUAUUUUGUUUUUCUUUGAAGACUGGGUUAAAAGAGUGGGUUAACCAUUCACCCUGCAUAUUAUUAUUUAUUGACGUGACUUGCCCAAUGGAUGCCUGCAUGGGGGUCAAAUGAAAUCGAAAAAAUGUCCAUCAAAACUUGAAAAUUUUCGACAUUUUUUCUGGAUAAUUCUUGAACGUUGUAUCAGGCUCUGUGCUUUUACUGUCAUUUCCAAUUUAGACCUCCAAUUUCGCACAAAAAAAUGGGCGUUGUAUAUAAGUCAUGUUAGGAUGUUCUCAAGGAACGUAUUAGUUGCUUCUUAUAAUUCAUGCGAUGUUGUAUGUAAAAUACUAUAAUUUUAUCUGAUUCUGUUUCAUGGCAUAUUUUAACUCGCACCUUUGGGAUUCUGGUCCGACACUACUCAUAGAGCUAUCGUUUCAACAGGAAUUUGUGGCGAGUUUUAUAGCUGUGAAAAGGUGUACGAAGUAGUUUUGUCAUGACUUUCAAUGAAUCAAUCUGUUUCAUUAAAACUGUUUUAAAACUAAAUUAUGUAGACUGCAGAAAACGUUUCUAAUGUAUAUUUUGUAAUGUAAGGUAUUGUAACACGAUAUUAACUCGUCUAAGGCGCAAGGUUAUUAUAUAGAGAAUAAUACAUGGGUGCGCGUUGAUACCAGAUUCAUUUCGAGUGUUGAGCAUGAUAUAUCAACACGAGAAAUAAAUCUGGUAUUUCCAAGCACCCAUGUAUUUUUCUGUUUAUUAUAUAAAGGACAGUCUUUGAAAAGCGAUAAUUUUUUCAGAAAAGCGAUAAUUGAAAAGCGAUAAUUUUCACAUGUGAAAUUAUCAUAAAUAAUCUCACAUGUGAGAUUAUCAAUUUUAUCAGUGCUCGAAGUACUAUUUAAAAAACGAGUAGGAGUGUUUUAUAUCUGAUAAAACACAACAACGAGUGUUUUGAAUAGCUUAAAAUACGACUACAAAAGAAUACUAAUUAGGAUGAACCAUUAUAUAAUCAUGCUAAUUAGGAUGAACAAUUAUAUAAUGCCACAUGUGUUUUAUCAGAUAUAAAGUCACUCCACGUGACAUAUUAUGGCUGACAUGAUUUGCCACAAGGUUUAUGAAUUAUUAAUGCGUAUUUUAAAUCUCUAUAAAGCACUGCACUUUUUGCAAUAAAACAAGAUAAAAACUAGAACAGACUUACGUCGCUUAAUAUUUUGUACAUCUUGUGCAUCCGUAUCUCAAUGGGUUUCACUUGAUGUUCAGUUGCAGCCCUUUCUGAAGUUUGCUUCUUUAGAUUGUUUAUACACUGAACAGUCUGCGUAAGGAAAGGGGAGAUAAACUACCCAAACAUACUGUCAUGCCUGGCAACUUUGUGCUUGGUGUGAAAUUUCAUUGGGUGACAUUACAUGUAGCACUGCGGAUAUACAUUUUGAUAUAAAUGGAAUUAGUAUAAUUACAUAUAGGUGAUUAUUGAAAAUUCUCCACGCUGAUUGGUUGCCGUUGAGGUGAUUAUAACGCGAUAAUCACAUAAGCGAUUUUCGAAGUGGCGGCCGAAGCCUUUUGUCAAUUAAAUGACGAAGAAAUGUGUAUUUUUUAUUUUUUCCAAAUAAUCAUCCAUGAAAUUAUACUAAAACAAUUAUUCACCUCAGGCUCGGUGAUUAUCGUGAAUAAAAAGCUCGGUUUUUAUUCAUCGAUAAUCACCUCACCUUUGGCGAAUAAUUGUUAAAUAAUAGAGCCAAUAGGCAAUUCCAGCUUUUAGUUUAUGCGUGCAGGGGAUGAUGGGAAGUAAGGUAUCACAUUGCUGAUUAUGCUGAAAAAAUAAAAAUGGUGGCCGUGUAAACACGGAGUGAUAGCUUAUACUUGUAAAUAUUGAAAUAUUUCGAUUGUUUCGGCACUGAGUGCUUAUUGAGAUUUUUCAGCAUAAUCAGCAAUAUGAUACCUUAUUUCCCACCAUCCCCUGCAGGCAUAAACUAAAAGCUGGAAUUGCCUAUUCACAGUUUCUGAUUCACGAUUUCCUAUAGUUUCCAUUAUAAUAAUUUUCUUAAUCAAAAUCUGCUCAGCAUGCAACCUUAUAUAAUAUAUAUAACUUUAAAUUUCUAGUACGCUCGUGAGACAAAGCACGAAAAAAUACUCCGAGGAUUAGCUCUUGGCAUAUCUCUGGUAAGCACGACAACAGAUUUGACCACGUUUUCACCAAAGCUAACACCACAUAAAAUAGCGUAAAUUUUAUAAAACUACUAACGCUGAAAGUGGAACGUUAUCCAGCCUGUACAUGACCGUGAUCAGCUGGGCCUGUCAUGUGAUCUGUUCAUAUACAAUAAAUAUGUUCACAACAUCUCUAUCAUUCAUAGUUAUCAUAUCUAUCAUUCAUAGAAUUAAUCCGUUCCAAGCGUUUGGUUAUGAAAAUAUACGAAAUUUAAACUAGCUCGACAAUUUAGCCUUUUGCCCUUUUCAUUUGUUUGUGAAAACAGAGCCCUUACCUUGCGCCCUACCCCACCGAGUAUAUUUGUUUAAUCAAAAUAGCUUCUAAACGAAUAUAAUCUCUGUACAUUGGCUUUCAUUUCGAGAUUUCCGUAAUAUAUAGAUCUUAUAUCACAUCCAUGUCAUUCACCAUCUCAGGUGAUGUAUUCUCGCAUGGAGGAAGCUGAUGCUCUCAUCGAUGAUCUUUUCCGUGAUAAAGAUCCUAACUUACGUAUCUGCGGAAUGUACACCAUUGCAAUGGCAUAUUGUGGAACUGGAAAUAAUAAAGCUAUUAAACAGUUAUUACAUGUGGCGGUAAGUCGUUAUCUUAAAGGAAUAUGUGUACAAGAUAUAUAUGUAUACUUGAAUGGACAGCACACGCGCAUGCGGUAGCUAGAAUUACCGUAAAUUCUGUAUUAAGUGAUUAAGUCCCCCUCCCUCAAAUAGGUCACUCACUGUAAUAAGCGCCCUUUCAUGGGAAGUUUCGUAUAAGCCCGCCUCUUUAUCCCUCCCCUACACGACAACACAUGUGUAGUGAUUAGAUUUGUUGAUUGGCCCAUGGAUGUUCAUGGUAAUUUGCUGCAUGCCUCACUUCAUGUGUUUGGGCUCCUCUUACGUCCUCUUUCCACUACGCCUCAAACGUGCUUGAAAACAUACAGUAUUGUCAUCGUGCAACCACCAGUUUGUCUAUUAUCAUGGUACCUUUGGCCAUGCCCAUUUCGAUACAUGAAGUACAUGUUUUUAAUUUGAAGUAAUUUAUGAAAUAUUUUAGGUUAGUGAUGUUAAUGAUGACGUGCGAAGAGCGGCUGUCGUUUCUCUAGGAUUUUUAAUGUUCAGGUACUGUUCAUUUUCAUAAUCUUAAACACAUAACUGCAUGACAUGACCAGGCGGGAAUAAGGGCAACAUUGAGUUCAGGUCCCUUUAAUAAAGGGUUGCCUCUCUGAUAUACCGCUGUUUCUGCUGAUUUAAGAUUAUGACGUCAAAGUUUUCUGGGAAAUUCUUUGCUUUGGGUCGUGAGAAAUCUCUCGAUGUUCUGGGAGAUGGCAUGAGAUCAGGGGAGGACAUACAUUUAUAUACUGUAUAUACAAACAGUAUACAUACACUGUAUAUAUACACACGACGUUUCGAUGUAUCGUCCAUGCACGCGUCAAUUUGAAUCGCUGAACGAACUUUAUUUGAUUUCCAUGAAAGUUACUGUAUAAGGCUAAAGUAUGGAAGGCUACUCGUUACUGUAAAGUUUACACGCUACGAUUUGUUGUGUACGAUUCGUAUUCUGGCGUAUGAAAAUUACUACUGACGUCACAACUCCUCUUCGUAUAGUUAACAGCGAAAUUUGAGAUGCAACUAUUUUACGCGUGCUCAUUUGAUUACAUACGCCAGAAUACGAAUCGUACACGACAAAUCGCAGUGUGCAAACGUACCAGUUAUCCAGCAUGCGUCCCCCUUUUCACUGGCUUUAUUGGAAUCUCUUUAGAAAGUUUUACUGUACAGUUAAAUUACAUUUCACGAUAUUUUUAAUUCCAGGACGCCUGAGCAAUGUCCCAGUGUAGUAUCAUUAUUAUCGGAGAGUUAUAAUCCUCAUGUCCGAUAUGGAGCAGCUAUCGCUCUUGGUAUAUCGUGUGCUGGUACUGGACUCAAGGUAUCAUUAACAUUAAUACAUUUUAUAUACUAUAGGGAUAUACCUUGACCUAUCUUGAUACCUUGUUUAAAUUUCUGUGUUUCACGGAAGACGAUUAUAAUUGUUGGAAAAAACUAAAUGUUUUAUUCAAAUUUUAGGAAGCAGUGAGUAUUGUAGAACCAAUGACGAAUGACCCAGUUAAUUACGUCCGGCAGGUGAGGCGUAUAGUGCAACCUCCCCCCACCCUCCCGUCCUACAAUUUCUGCCAAUUUAUUACAUUGCGUAACUCUGAUAUAUUUAGAAAAUCCAUGUUCACUGAAAAUAAUACAUGCUUCUGUUUGCAGGGUGCUCUUAUCGCAAGCUCUCUCUUACUAAUACAACACAAUGAUCAUACAAAUUCCAAGGUAAUAAUGAGAUAUAUAAUUUAUCAAGCAAUUUUCAAGUAAUUAAAUGAUGUACUUCACUUUAUUUUAGGUGUCAAAAUUCCGUGAGAUAUAUUCCAAAGUUAUUGCAGAUAAACAUGAAGAUCAAAUGGCCAAAUUUGGUUCUAUCAUUGCGCAAGGAAUUUUAGACGCUGGUAUGUUCCUCAAAUCAUGUAUUACCACUUUUCAUGCUAAAUCACAUAAAAUUAAUUAGGGGUGCAUCAGAACCAAUAUUUUAAGUUUCGAUCUGGCCGCCACUUGAGCUUAUUUCAUCAUUUAUGGUUAAACGCUAUUUUAUCUGAUGUGAGAAAGGCACAAACUUAAAUUCAUGAAGGAUGUACUAAAAAGUUGGAAUAGAUGUCGAUGGUAGUAUGUCUAUGUAAUGUCUCAAUCAAUUCCAUGGGUGCCCAACACCCCCCCGGGCGUUUGUCGGGCAUUCUCAACUGUACUUGUUCCCAGGGUCGGGCAUUUGCUUUCUGCAGGUUAGCCCCGGGGUGGGGAAUUUGCUCGAGGCUAAAAAGUCGAAUAUUUAUCGCUUGUUUCGCCAUUUAGCCGUACUUUAGUACGCAUGUUUACACCAGCGUGCGUAUCGCAAAUUAAUCAUGGCGGAAUAACACAAGACUUUUUUCUUGUCCAUCCUGUUGAUACAUUGACUUACUUCUGCAGUUUGAUAUUGCUAUAUAAAGUUUUGAGACUUCAAUAUUUUAAUUAAAAACGUUUUAAAACGAAAUGCCUAUAGAAUCGAUUUUAAAUACAGAUAAAUUGAUACGUGAUAGAGCUUGGAUUCGAUUUUUUGGAUCAGAAAUCCUCAGAAAACUUAUAUUUUGUCCCCCAAGGGUGGGGCAUUUGCGUCAAUAUAAGUCCCCAAGGGUGGGGAUUUUGUUGCAUUAUUUGGACCCCAUACUGGGGCAUUUGCAACGUUUUUUCGCCAAAAUGACAAAAGCCCGACAAACGCCCGGGGGGGUGUUGGGCACCCAUGGAAUUGAUUGAGACAUAAUUAGAAUGGUGUCAGUAAUGCGAUCUGUUCAAAAAUAAAGAAAUUAAUUGGUGUCAUUAAUAUGAUCUGUUAUUCUUUUCUCUAAUGUCUAAUGCAAACAUAGUUCCGGUUUAAUCAUAACCGGGAUCAAAACCCUAAAAGAUCAGUGUUGCGACCGGAACUGAGUACCGGUGCACCCCUAAAUUUAAUGUAAUAAAAUGUCGAUUGAUCGUUGAUUAGGUGGAAGGAAUGUGACAAUUUCUCUCCAAUCUCGAGCUGGUCACACACAUAUGAUGUCUGUGGUUGGAUUAUUAGUCUUUACUCACUAUUGGUACUGGUUCCCACUUACACAUUUUAUCUCUCUGGCUUUCACACCCACUUGUCUUAUUGGUUUGAACUCUGAUGUCAAGGUAUAUAUUGUCUUGUUUAUUAAACUGAUUAAUGCAUUUGGGCGUACUUAGUGAGCAGAGUGAUCUGGGGACAUUCCACUCAGUCGGAAAAUUUUGAAAUUUAGCUUAUCGAAAAUUCUGUUUCCGUGUAGGAUUUCUAUGUGGUCAUUUUUUAUAUAUCGUAAGGUUGUAAUAUCUUUUUGCCUCAUGCUUUAGGCAAAUAGCCUUUUCCCAAAAGAGAUCACAGUGCAUUCUGGGAUCGUUUGGAGGGACAAAAUAUAUGGUGACAGGCGUCAAAUAUGUGAAAGAGUAGAAGUAUCUACUAUCAAAUAUCAACUUUUUAGAUGACUACUAUGAAAAUGAAAUAUCUCCUUUUUACAUUAAACUUUUAAUUUAAAUGUUUGCUGCCAUAUUUCUUGUCCCUCCAACUUGGGAUUUGCGCGACUAGACCCAGGACGUUGGGAAAUGGCUAAUUGUGCGCUUGGUCAUCGCAAUCCCUCCCCGCGUCUGCCAAUGAGUGUGAACUUUUUGAAAGUCUUUCCCAACGAAAUCUUUAAAUACCUCGUACUUCAAAAGGACCUAGUGAAAUCCCGAGAGGGUCUUUAUCUAUGCAUUGUUCUGAAAACGUUAAUACAGUGUCACUGACUUAUAAUACACAGUUUAGUAUGCUGUAUCCAGUGUAAUCUUUAUAGUACUAGGCAUUGUGUAUGCUAACAUAAAUACAUCCUCUUGCAGAUGCCAAAAAUGAAAUUUAUAUCCAAUGCUAAACCGUCCCUGUUUGCUUACCCCGAAGCUCUGAAACCGCCCAAGAAAGAAGAGAGGGAGAAGGUUGAGAAUCAUUCUGUUCAUUUUUUGAGAAAAAUUAAGAAGGCCUCCAGAUAGACAUUGAAACAUUUGGUGUCCAAAAUAAACAAAACAUUUGGUAUCCAAAACUGAAAUAUACAUUGAAAGCGUUUAAUGAAAGAAAAAAGUGAAUGUGUCGUCGCAUUACUUGCUGCAUUAGUUUAAUUAAACAUUUUAUUUUUUGUCCAAUUUUAUUUUGUUCUUCUUGCUUCAGGUAACCAAAGCUGUGUUGUCAUAUUCUUCAAAAGCCAAAAAGACAAAGAAAGAUGCGACGGAAAAAGAGGAGCCCAUGGACGUGGUAAUAAUCUCAGUCUUCGCUGCCUUUAUGCCCUCGUUCCUUUGCGGAAAGGUCACUGACGAUUUUGCAGGGCCUGUUUAGAUUUAUUGCUUCACUACAAUUUUUACAAUCAUUCACUCAUUAAUUACUUAUACUUGUACUUGUACUUGAUAUAUAUAAUAAACAAUCUUGUAGGAAUGUAGGAUUUAAGUUUUUGCCUGUGAAACUUCAGCCAAUCACAACGUCGCUUUAAACCAAAAUCUGAUUGCUCAGUUGUAUUUUUCCUAGCAACGCAUAGCAACUACUCUGGUUAUGAAAACUCGAUAUGUUUUAUAAGAUAUACUGAGUAACUGCGCGUUAUAAAAUUAUUAAUAAUCUCUGAAGACUAGUGUGUUCUAGCCUAACGCAGUUUCUGUUUUUUGUAGGAUAAUACUAAAAGCCAAAAGGUAAGAUUUACCAGAUUUUAAUUCAAAGCUAGCCAUCUUGAAUAUGUUGGCAACAUAGGACAUGAUUUAUUGAUUUUGCGUACUUGACUAAGCCUAAUUUACCAAUCAUGGAAGACCAACAUUACACCCUGAUAUUGGGAAAUAGUUCUUGUAUUAAAUAACAAGUAGUUUCGCAGGUACCAGGUUUAAAACAGGUACGAUAUAAAAACAGUAAUUUUAUUUCCUAAACUUGUGGUCUGAUUCACUGAAAUACUGAACUGUUAAGGCGGUUUUCCACUAGGCGAAAUUUUUCGAAACUUUUCCACUAGGCGAAAUUUUUCUAGUUGAAACCGCCUUUAAGGUCCGUUUACAUUUGCAAUAUUUGAUGCGAUUUUAGGUGCGAUUUUCUUCUGAUGGAUGUGAACGAGUGAAUGAGUAAUGAAUGUUCAGAUGGGGGUAUGUAUACUCAGAACAUUCAUAACUCAUCUACUCCUUCACAUCCAUCAGAAGAAGAAAAUCGCACUAGAAAUCGCUGCAAAAAUUCCAAGUGUAAACGAGCCUUUAAAUUUGUACUUAGAGACAGUUCCGUUAUGCACGGUUUGAAAAAAUAGUUCUUACAGUUCAGUUAGGUCGUUUGAAAUCCUUUACAAUGUUAAGGGGAGGAUAUUGCUCAUUAUCGAAUUCUUUCCUCCUGGCUGCCCUGUUUUAUUUGACCUCGACCAAAGCAAGGGACAACAAGCACCUAUGAUAGGACAAACUUGUACUUUGAAAAGACUAUCACCUCCUUUUCCUUGACAUUUGCUUGUAAGCAGUGGUGGACACUUCGCGAAAUAUGGGGCGAGGGGGGGGGGGGGCGAAUUUAAGUUGCCACCAUAUGAGCGCCUGACACCCCAAAGUGUCUGUCAUAGACUUUCGCAAAGUCCUUCGUCUUUGUUUAGAACGAAGUAAUUUUAAAGGAAGUAAUUUCUUGAAGAGUAAGGAAUUUGCGGAAGUCAAUUUGACUUGUGGCAAGUCUAUGUCUGUCACUGCUUGUAAGAUUCAUUAGUCAUUACCUUACAAAUAAGAGACAAAUCUUCUAAUAUAAACCGUCACUGAAUCAAAUAUUUGAUGACGCAAACAUCAAUCAACUAAAAGAUUAUUUCCCAUCAGAAUAAUGAAAUCAGUCGUUUCAUUUACUGACUGUAUUUCGUCCAUAAUAUAAACCAGGAGAAAGAGAAAGGGAAUGAGAAGGAAAAAGAUGAAGAUUCCAGUGUAGAAAAAGAUAAAAGUGAGAAGAAAGACGCUGAUGAAAGUAAAAAAGAAACAGAACCUGACACACAAAUGUUAGAUAACCCUUCUCGGGUCAUGCAGGCGCAGGUUAGGUUUUGCUUGAAUAUAUAACAUUUAAAAUAUAGAAAAUAUUUACCCUCUCUCCUUUGAGUUAUGGCCAUAUAACCCAUGUUACACAUGCACGAGGCAAAUUUACCGCGACCUGCAACGCAAUUUUGUACACAGAGCAUUGUUAUGUAGAAAGUAUUUGUAGGGACAUUUUACUCCGAUGGUGUUUUCUUACUGAACAUACGGUUACCCCUACCUUCUCCGCAGGCCGUAGUGAAUUCCCCAAUCUCGUAAGACAGAGUAUGACCGAUCGCAGGCUGGAAAUCGAAAUUUGAGAAAUCGAGGGCAUCAAGAAAAAUAUUCGAAUGCAAGACAUUGGAAAGUGAAACGUGGGUAAUACUAACCGCAACUCGCUGUGAAUUUUUUUCUACAUAACAUGGUUUUAUGUCAGAAUUUGCGUUGCAAGUCUAUGUGACUGUGAAAGCAAUUGCGUGGCCAGUACUAAAACACGCGUGGGUGUGCAAUGGGAGAAAGAAUAAAUUGAUCAGAAAGAGAACAUCGCGAAGGGGAAUGUUUCCCGCAACUUAGAGUUCUUUUAAACUUGCUUUUUCGUUCAUAAAAUUAGACCAAUUUCGUGACCUAGGAUGCUUUCCAAUUCCCCAGUCAGACCAAAAAUUGCGUCUCAAUGCUGAUUGGCAAGAUCUGGGCAUGUGUAUUAUUUUGUACGUUUUAACUUUUUUGUUAUUUGUAUAAAUUUCAACCAUACAAUACGUUUAUUUUGUGUGUGUUGGUGUUAUGUACUCAGGUGAAUAUGAUGUUUGUGAUGUUACUCUGAGUGUGCAUCCACACCAGGCAAGCUGAAAAGUUAGCUUGGCCACCGUGGGAAUCGAACCCGCGACCUUUGAGAUACUAGUCCAAUGCUCUGCCAACUGAGCUACGUGGUCUAGUUCCUUCGAUAUCAGUGUAUUAUAUGAUCAUAUAGAAUACACUGAUAUCGAAGGAACUAGACUCAGUUCCGAAACAUCAUCAACUCGAAUCGACUUGACCACGUAGCUCAGUUGGCAGAGCAUUGGACUAGUAUCCCAAAGGUCGCGGGUUCGUUUCCCACCGUGGCCAAGCUAACUUUUCAGCUUGCCCGGUGUGGAUGCACACUCAGAGUAACAUCACAAACAUCAUACAAUACGGGUUUGUUUUUUUAUUUUUUUAUUUAAAUACUCUCUUUCCGUACGUAAACGAUCUGACUCCGCUAUCAUGGAUUUCAUACAAAUGGGAAAUGGACCUACUCCUUUCGUAUUCCAUUUAACAAUUUGAUAGACGCGGGUGGAAAGCGCCCUAACAUCAUGAUGUAUUCUCAUUAUGAUGUAUUUUCUCAUUGCACGAAACGUUCAGGUUGGCCCAACAUCAAUUUGACCGGAAGUUCACGAUAGGUGUGGAAAAAUUUGAUAAGUUUAUGUUGAGCCCUUUAAAUAAUAUUCUUGGUUCUAUUGUUUAAUUAAUUAAGACUAUUUGUCUAUUGGCGUAGUGGGAAUUAUCCGCGUUUUUAUCAAAUUAUACCAACAUGGCCCUUACCAGUCCGUAAACGCAUUUGCAGGAACAUACGAUAUUAGGUCGUAUUAAAAGUCGUCUUAAUAUUCCUUGUGAAAAAUACCGAAUAUUUGAUUUUACUAUGUUGUUUCUUUAUUUCAGCUUAAGCUUAUUAGCUUACCAAAAGACAGCAGAUAUUCUCCUUUAAAGCCGGUAAGUUCCCUAAAUAUACAAAUUAAAAUAUACUUCAGAUUGACAAACAUGUUUUGCUUAUCGAUUAUCAGGUUUGGUGACAAUAGGAAACAGCACUACGUAAAAACGCUCUUAAGUAAUGGUUAGAGCAUGGCCACGUGUGCUCUAUGGGAUAUAGAGUCCCGAGAAUUGGUUAAAAGGUCACGAGGGGCCCCCGAGUGGCCUUUUAACUAAUUCGAGUGACCAAGUAAUCAUGCUCUAACAGUCUUAGAGAAUGACUGCAAUUAAAGGCAAUUAAAGUUAUAAUGUUUGACAGAAAAGUGCACUUUAAUUAUUUGUGUAUUCAUGCUUACAAUUACGAUAGUGUGUGCAACUCAACUGUACGAGAGUGGCGAGUUUGAUGAGCCAACAAUUACAAAGUAAGGACACCAUGCAGCAUUUUCGUUAUAAUUAUAGAAUUAUUUAGAAUUAACACGCAUGCACAUACACCAAUUCCCAAAAAAUAAACUAACUUCAAUACGCCGAAGUUCGAGUCAUGAUUCAGUACUGUUCAUUUCACUCAAAAUUCAAAUUCAAUGUAUAGUAUCCCCAUGCGUUAACGUCAUCACCUGUACUUUAGACAAUACGUCUUUCCUUUGCUCUUUCUUCACACACUUCCUUUUGCGACAACUUCGUUUGAUUCUAUACUUUUUGUCUACUUCCAAUUGACUCAUUUGUGCUUGUAAGGCAUCUGAUACUUUUUGCUGAAAUUCAUCGCUUGGCCGUUAAGCGCCGUUUAUAACUUCGUACUAGCUGCCGUACUUCUGUGUCCCGUUCUCGCCAUAAUUGUUGGCUCAUCAAACUCGCCACUCUCGUACAGUUGGGUUGCACACAUUAUCGUAAUUGUAAGCAUGAAUACACAAAUAUAAUUAAAGUACACUCUUCCAUCAAACAUUAUUAUAACUUUAAUUGCCUUCAAUUCCUUCGUGGAUGCAGUCGUAUGGCCCCUCGUGACCUUUUAACCAAUUCUUGGGACUUUAUAUCCCAUAGAGCACACGUGACCAUGUUCUAACCAUUACUUGGAAAUUGCUAUUGGUGGAUUUGGUAAAAGUACAAUACACACAUUACGGUGAAGGACCGUAUUUAUGAAUAUAAACGUUGACUAACAUGUAGAUAAUGAGUUAUAUUGUUAUUCUAAUGCGUUUCACAGCCAUCUUCCCUUCGACAGGCUAUGGUCUAUCAGCAUGAGAUUCCCCCAUCAAUUUUCUAUGAUCCCUUACUGCAAAUGCAUUCGCCCAAUCUAUCUUAUAAGUAUAAUGUUAAUCUGUAAUAAAUUCAGGUGAGUGUUGGAGGUGUAAUCAUGAUGAGAAAUUCCCGAGUGGAUGAACCUGAGGAGCUUCUAGAACCUUUACCAGGUAUUUUCCAGUAAAUGUAGCCCACGUACACGCCAAAAUGUAUUUAUAGAUCUUUUGAUAAAUGCUAAUAAAAGUCAAAAUAAUGAGUGACUAGAUGAUGGGGAGAGUACUGGAACAUUCUGAUCACUGAAUCGGACCUGGAUAGCACUAUUAUUAGGAUAAGUGGCACGCAAAGCCAUUACGUCCUUCAAAGAGACUUUUGGCGAUUUCACUGAGUUCAGUUGUUUGGAUGUCAUGUGUAGUUUAUUUGGAUAAUCGGCCAUGAAUAGCAAAAACGUUCGACCAUUUGGUGUUUUUGCUUGUUAUAAAUAGCCGAUUGCUCACCUUUAUAUAACACCACAUCGUUGUCGUUUAGGAUUUAUACAAAGGUGCCAUCCAGUCACGAUUCAGUGAUAGGAAUGUUCUAAUGUUUCUUCCUUUGCAAAUUCCACUGUUCCCCAUGUCAUCAAGUCACCUAUUGUUUUGAUUAUUUGCGAAGAGCCUAUUACAUUGUCAGGCCCAACUUCAAGCUAUUUAGUAUGGUUGUUUGGUGUUCACUUCAGUGAAUUCGGCAAGUGGCUGGUUUCGUUUGUGUUUCGCUUGUGACUGAUUAAUUAAUUUGAGGAAUAUCUUUAAUCCACCUUGGUUAAGAACAAUGACUGUUUCAUUGCAGCUGCUAAAACACCCAGUAUGGAUGACGAAGAGGACGAGCCGGAACCACCUGAACCAUUUGAAUAUGUCGACGAAGAUUAGAGACAAUACAUACUCUUGCAUGGUGUACAUCUUUACUUUAUACUGUUAUUUGACUCAUUUUUGAAUCAACAGCUGGGUUUCACUUAGUGGAGCAGUACAUGCUGAUCAACUCUGCAUGAUGACCGUAGCUGGUGACAAUUAAAUGUAAUGGCAAGUAAUCGCUCCAAUAACUACCAAUACAUUAAUUAAAGUUAAGCACAAGGUUUAGCACCAUAUAACGGCUCGUUUACACUUUCUGCUGCGAUUUCUAGUGCGACUCUCUUCUUCAGAUAUAUGUGAAGGAGUAGAUGAAUUGUGGAUGUUCUGAAUAUGCGUACCCUCAUCUGCAUUUAUAAUAUAAAAUUCAUCCAGUGCCGGAUUAUCUAAGGGACAAAAGGGGCAUUUGCCCCGGCCCUAGAUUUCCAUUGGCCAAAAAAAAUCGAACAAAAAAUCAUUUAUAGUUUUCCUUCAAAAGUUUAUAUAAUGUGAUCAUCGAAUAAUUAAACUCGUUGGUUAAAGCAACCUCACUUAUACCUCGGUGUUUACAGUAACAAAUAUAUGCAAUGUAAUAUUGGAAUUUAUUAUAUGGACAAUGGUGUUUUACUGGAAACUAAAACACUGGUAGAACUCAUACGUCACUACAUCUGGGACCAGGUGCGCGUAUUUUCAGGCCUUAAAAUAUCGGUCGGUCACGGACAUUGUCCGACCCAUUCGUGAAAUUGUCCGACGUACAGAGGAAACCACCGGACAUUCUGUCCGACCAAAGUGAAACGGAGGUCUGUUGUUUGUCCGACCGAACUGUUACUUUCACGCCUUUGUCCAACGUAAAUCAAAAUGUCGACGGCGGCGAGCGAAAUUGUGAAGUGGAAAACGAACUUAAGCGUCAACAUCUUACUGUUGUUAUUGGCAUGCAAUUUAAUUUUAGCUUGGAAAUAAGUAUGAAUAUAUAUUUGUGUCAUUCAGAUUUAUUUCCAAACUAAACUAAACUGUUGGUCAUCAGACAUCAUCAUACAUAUGUCCAACUCAAAGUCAUCGGACAUUUUGUCAGACGGCCAUGAAAAACAUAUUUUAAGGUGGCUCCCUAGGGUUUUAUUUCCGGGGGUUACGUUCUUCGUAUAUAUGUAAACUAAAACUCGUGUGACUUCAAAAUACGAACGAACGUUGUGUUUUAUAUGGAACUCUUUUUUGAAACAAAAGUGUGAGCUUUGCUUCAGUUGAAAGCAUAAAAAAGUUCUAAAAGCCAAAACGAUACUUGGAUGUGAUGUUCAAAAGAAGAUAAUGUAAACUUGUUUUUUUUUCAAGCGGUAUUCUGGAUGUUUUUUGAACCGCCGUACGCGAGGUUCAAUCGUGAACAUUGGGAUAUAAAGUUUCCUCAAGAAUUUGCAGUGUUUUCUCCACAAUCUAGCAGCACUUAUGACAAUAAAGAUGACUUAAAUAAUGAGCCCUCUACGGGUGAAAUGAGCAGGGCCGAAACUCCAAACAUAUCGCUAUAAAAACUGAAAUUUGAACGGGCAUUUUGCGAAAACAUCCGACGAUAGUACUACUCGCACGGGACGAAUUUUGACAAACAUUUUUCAAAUUAAUACCAAGAAGUCAUAACCAGUAAUUACCUAAAUAUCUUUGCCAUUUUUACAUGUAUAAUCCACGCUUAGUUGACCAUUAACCGACACAGUUAUAAACAGUAUAUCGAACAUAAUUUAUAUUUUGUGAUUUCGAAAAAGUCAUGCCUUGUUGUUUUAUGCAGAAUGCAUGUACACGUCAGUGGGGUAUUAAAUUGUUCGCGUAAAAAUCUAGUAAAAAAUGCCAAAAUUGAACCCAAAUUUCUCCGUUUUCCUUCGGUAAAAUUUUUUAAAACUUUGCACAUUUUUUAAUAUCGGUACAACAAGUGCAAUAUCCUUUUUUCCUAAAAUUAAAUCGAAGGGAAAAUUUUUAAUAUUCAUUUUUGACGUUUUUUAAAUUUUCUAAGAAACGUAUCGAUUUAAUUUUUUUAAAUUGAGGGGAAAAAAUCAUUAUACAAGUAUUAUCUUUUAUACAAAGUUUUAAAAAAUUUCACCGAAGGAACUUUUUAAAAUGACCUGAAAAAGACAAAUUAUGAGCUUUAUUCUAAGCAUGCUGUUGCCAUGACAACAUGUUUUUAACACAAAAGUAGCAAUUUGUAAUGUUCAGGAGAACAUUGUCAAUGUGUCCAAUAAAUUUCGUCUUCAUAUCAUGUAAAGUAAAGAAACAGGAGUCUCCUGAAUUCUAUAGUGUAGUAAAUUAAAAAACCCUAGGGAGCCACCUUAAGGCCUGGUAUUUUCCGUAUUUCACUCCUGCUAUAGUGACAUACGAAGUUCGAAAAUUUCUCGCUAUUUUCAUUGUUGUUUUGAAAAUACAAAUGGUAAGUCCAUAUAAUAAACAGAACAUUAAACGGUUGCGAGAAGAUAUGGAUUUAUGUUCUCGUGUCAAAAACAAUAUCUCACGAGUGAGCGUAUCUCGCUCGUUCGCUGCGCUCACUCGUGAGAUAUUGUUUUUGCCAAACAUAAAAUCCAUAUCUCUUCGCAACCAUCUAAUAUCCUAUAUAUCUUCACCGCUCAACCGUGCAUUUUUAAUAAAAACAUUUCCAACCAUACAGCAUACGGUCACUUAAACAAAACUAACUGAAACAUUUUCUAUUUGGAGGAACUGCAAUAUAUGAGUUUUAUAUGUCCGAUCUAGCCGUCGAAAUCGGACUUUUUUACAGCCACAAGCAUGAAAUUCGCAUUUUGUGACCCCUGGAAAGGUUAAUCCGGCACUGAACUCAUCCACUUGUUCAUGUCUACCAAAAGAAGAAAAUCGCAGCAAAACUUGCAAGACGUGAAAAUAGGCCAUAGGGCUUGUUUACUCACUGAGAUCGUCCGACCACGAGUAAAUUUUUUGGCCUUCGUGGGUACAAUUUACUUAACCAUAUUAUAAAGCAUGCGUCAGGUUCUAUUUCCUGACGAUUCUCCUAUUAUCAAAGUAUAGUUUACUGAAAUAUGUGCAUGUUUUCUGAAAUUACACUGAACUUUUUUCAAUAAAUUUCUCCAUUUUCUGAG